Molecule: messenger RNA, 3265 nt
Organism: Acromyrmex echinatior (Panamanian leafcutter ant)
Lineage: Eukaryota; Metazoa; Arthropoda; Insecta; Hymenoptera; Formicidae
Gene: SIFR
Product: SIFamide receptor
Biological process (GO): cellular response to hormone stimulus; G protein-coupled receptor signaling pathway
Cellular component (GO): plasma membrane
Molecular function (GO): peptide binding; neuropeptide Y receptor activity
Source: RefSeq, a predicted model, not a curated record
GCACAUUCGCAUGCGGGUGCAUGUGCCGCUGGAUGUAACGCUUGCGCAGUCGUGGAGCAUCGCCAGACAGCUCGCCGCGACGGGUGCAUCUCGCAGCAGUUCGCGGUCGUCCUCUAAAGCAGGCCCAUUAGUCGCUCAGCAUCCCCGGCCGCGGCAAAUACACGUUUUUCAUACAUAUACUCUUUCCUCACUUCGUUAUCCAUUUCCUCCCUGUCCCAUCAUUCGACGAAUCACUUAGUUCGAUCACUUUAGACUCUUGCUACUUCAAUUUUCACCCUCGAUCGCAUCUCUCCGGCAAUUCGGAGAGUGGUCCCGGGUUCCGGGUCCCGGUUAGAUGGACUUUGGCACACGUGCAAAACGCGCUCAGUUAGACCACGCGUAUCCUUCAGCAUUCGAUCUACGCGUGUAGAUACUCAUCAGAUAUCCCCAAGAAAGAAAUCGAUGCCGAAAGUCAUCCUCCAUCGACGCAUUGUUUUCGGCAAUCGAACGAUCGUUUGCGCGAGUUUCUCGCGUUUGUCAAUCUAAUCGGUCGCUGAUUGGAGCAUGGACUUCCGAGUGCGAGGAAGUCUGUAGAAGAAGCUAUCGAGUGAAAGCUAACGAGACGACGUCGUUCACCGCGACCGGAAGGUCGCGUAGGUGUCGAGGUUGGCCGGGGUUGUCGACACGACGGCGAGCGCGUCGAGGAGGAGAAACGACGGUGGUCACGGUUAGCGUUUCGGCUAAUGGUCGAAACGUCAAUCCGUCAGUAUACGCUCAAGUUCUCGAUGCUGCAGCCACCGUCUCCCCUCCUGGAGAUGGCGUCCCUGAGACUACCGGAUUCGGAGGAGUUUGACGUUGAUACGCGCCGCAGGAGUAAUAACGGCAACGUGCCGGCCACGACAGUCGCGACCGUGCCGCCGGGUACCGGUACCUUCCUGCAGAUGAGGGACGAUCUGGGUGAUUAUUUCAACAAUCUGAUCACGGAAGCGAUCGCAACGACGAGUCCGCGUGCCACUAUGGAGGAUCAAGUCCUAUUGUUCAAUGCCAGUAAGAACCUGUCGGUGAUCGAGCACGCGUCCGAUCGGUUUUACAGGCACAGCGUGGCCAUGUCAGCGGUCUACUGUGUGGCGUACGUAGUCGUCUUCGUAGUCGGUCUGAUCGGCAAUAGUUGCGUUAUCGCCGUGGUGUAUCGGUCACCUCGCAUGCGGACCGUCACGAAUUUCUUCAUUGUCAAUCUCGCGGUAGCCGACGUGCUCGUCAUUGUCUUCUGUCUGCCGGCCACGUUGAUGAGCAACAUUUUUGUCCCGUGGAUCCUGGGAUGGUUCAUGUGCAAAGCGGUUGCUUAUAUACAGGGCGUCUCCGUAGCAGCCUCCGUCUACAGCUUGGUUGCGGUCUCUCUGGACAGGUUUUUGGCAAUCUGGUGGCCGUUAAAAUGUCAAAUCACGAAGCGGCGAGCUCGCAUGAUAAUCGUCGUAAUCUGGUUCAUCGCUCUGACAAUGACGUCACCCUGGUUGCUAUUUUUUGACUUGGUCUCCAUCUACGACGAUGAUCCCGAUUUACGUUUCUGUCUGGAAAAGUGGCCGCAUCCUAAGGACGGCUCACUAUUCUUUCUGAUUGGCAAUUUAAUUCUUUGUUACGUGUUACCGAUGAUACUCAUAUCUCUCUGCUAUAUUCUCAUCUGGAUCAAGGUGUGGCGCAGGCAUAUACCCACCGAUACUAAGGACGCUCAGAUGGAGAGGAUACAGCAGAAGUCAAAGGUGAAAGUGGUCAAGAUGUUGGUCGUGGUCGUGAUACUCUUCGUCCUCUCAUGGUUGCCUCUCUACGUGAUCUUUGCUGUAGUCAAACUGGGUGGCGACGUGGCUGAGAGGGAGGACGAAAUUCUGCCGAUCGCCACGCCGAUCGCUCAGUGGCUGGGUGCCAGCAAUUCCUGCAUAAAUCCGAUCCUUUACGCUUUCUUCAACAAGAAGUACCGGCGCGGCUUCAUCGCCAUCCUAAAAAGCGGCCGGUGCUGCGGCAAACUCAGGUACUACGAGACCGUCGCGAUGAUGUCCUCCUCAACGAGCAUGAGGAAAUCCUCUUAUUAUGUCAACAACAAUAACAACUCAUCGACGAGACGCUGGCACGGACCACCAGUCCAUCAGGAUAGCAACGUUUCUUACAUAUUCAAUCACACUGGUGUGUAAUUGUAGCCAUGUGAGUCGAAGGUGCCCUGAGGUAGCCUUUAUUGUGCUGAUUUGAUACCCGAUCAACGGUAGACAAACUGAAAGAGAACGCGGUGGCCUUUGCAUCUCGAUCGGCCACUCUAACGUAUGAUCGAAGCCAAAAUCUGGCCGAAGUCAGCCAGUCCGAGAAUUAUGGGUCAUCUUGGAUGAUCGACAUGAUUGUUACUCGGGCCGGAAGUAGUCAAUGGAAAAAACGGAGAGCCGGAGGAGAAGAAGCCUUUCCCGGCAGACCACGAAUCGUUGCCCUGCCAUUGCCCUUACAAAAGACAUCAUUAUUUGGAUUUUGUCACAAUGUUAGCCACUGCGUAUCCUACGUAAUAUAUUCUAAUUGUUAAGACGAGUUCACCGCUGCGAGCGCGCGGUUGUACAAUUGUUCGUCCAACGACACGACGAAGUAGCUUUCUAGAUGAUCCAAGAGACGAGAUUUACGCUUCAAUGAAUCUUAGAACUUCUUCUAUGUUUGAGAUAUUUGUACGGUACGUUUGAACGAAGAGUCUAGUUAAGUCUAUCAAUUAAAUGUAAAGUAGGAUGGGGUUUGUUACGAUUGCGGCGGAUGCAUGCACCCUUGUAUGUCGAGUACGUCAGUACGUAAUUAGCGCGACAGCGGUGAGUGGCGAUGAUGAUUCGUGUGAACGCGAAUACGAAUUGAGUCGUUGUCUCUUGAUAAUAGACACACUGCAUUUCCGUCAUGAAAACAAUUAAGCCGAUCCUCAUCAGUGGGAUAUCGUAAUUAAGGAGGCAGAGUGGAGGUAUGUGCACCAAUUAACAUGGAGCUUUAUCGAAUAUACGACGGAAGGCACAGCAUAGUGUAAGACUCGAUUUUGUUUCGUAUUUCAUACGAGUGGUCUUCGAACAGAAUAAGAUAUUGAUAAAAUAAAUCGCAUAAGGCAUUAUCUACGCGUGUAUCUAAUACUGCAUACCGCAGAUUCAUUCGUACACGUCUCGUACACGUUGAGAUCACCAGUUGCACUAAAAAUCGAGAUUAGAUAACACGAAUCCAUAGCGAGACGAACGAGCACAUAAUAAUUUGCAGAUUGUCAUUAAUGGUCAAUAUUGUGAUUAAA